Molecule: messenger RNA, 1603 nt
Organism: Meloidogyne enterolobii
Lineage: Eukaryota; Metazoa; Nematoda; Chromadorea; Rhabditida; Meloidogynidae
Source: the annotation of a GenBank genome assembly
AUGCGUUGUAAAUUGCAAUUAACAGCUUUAAAAAUUGUUUCAAAAAAUUCCCUUCCUUCUUUAUUUUUACGUUCAGCAUGUGUUGCUUCUACACUUUUAUUAAUUGCUUCUUUAGUUAAUUAUCAUCGAACAGAAGUUAAAAUUGCUUUAAUUGAUAGUGGGGCUGAAGAUUGGCGUGUAGCUGUAACGACUGACAGAAUAAUUAAAUUAUUUAUCGAAAUAUUUAUUUGCGCAAUCUGUCCGUUCCCGGGAAGUGGCACUAUUUCUUGGCCUUAUAUUUCUGCAGAUGAACACAGUUUUACAAAAGUUUCUGUCCCUUUGGAUGUUUUGUUGGCCGUCCCUAUGUUUUUACGUGCUUAUUUGCUUUGCCGUUUUAUGGUAUUACAUUCUAGACAAUUCCAGGAUGCCGCUACUCGUUCAAUAGCUGCAUUAAAUCGAAUUUCAAUGGAUUUUCGUUUUGUAAUUAAAACAAUGAUGGCUGAUCACCCAAUGACUGUUUUAGUUAUUUUUACUUGUUGCUAUUGGAUGUGUAUGUCUUGGAUGUUUACUCAAUGUGAACGUUAUAAUGGAAGAGAAGCAAGUACUGAAUAUUAUUAUAUGAAUUCUCUUUGGUUUAUUAUGGUUACAUUUAUGUCUAUUGGUUAUGGAGAUGUUGUUCCAACAAGUUAUUGUGGUCGUUUACUUUCAAUAACUACAGGGAUUGUUGGGGCGGGGGUCUCUUCAGCAUUAAUUGCCGUUAUUUCUCGAAAAUUAGAACUUUCCCGUGCAGAAAAACACGUAAACAAUUUUAUGGCAGAUUCUAAAUUAACAAAUGCACGGAAAAAUGCUGCCGCUUCUGUUCUGCAACAUACUUGGUUUAUACAUAAAUAUCAACAAAGAAAUGGACAUAAAGGGGAUGAAAUUAGAUUAAGACAACAUCAAAGAAAAUUUUUAAAUGCAAUAAAUGAAUUUAGAAGAAUUAAAUGGGAUCAAAGGAAAUUACAAGAAAGGGGGAAUUCUUUGUUGGAUUUACAUACAGAAAUGCACGAAACACUUUGGGAAAUGCAUAGAACACAAGAUCAAUUUGUUGGAAUGAUUGAAAUAUUAACUCAAAGAAUAACAGAAUUACAACAAACAGUUUUAAAUACUUCAAAUAUCCAACAACAACAAAUAUAUCCAAAUAAUCAAUUAUAUCCACCAAAUAAUGACAGAAAAAUAUCUACAGGAACACAAUUACGUGUACCUUUAAAUAAUUGUAGAAAAGUUUCAUCAUCUACUACUAAUCACCCAAAUUCAAUUACACCCCAACAACAUCCAAAUAAUUUAUUUUUAAAAACCCAUCCUUCAAUAGACAAUUCAACAACAAAAAACCAAAAAACUUUAAAUAAUUCAAUAAUUAUUAGCGGAUUUGAAUCAAAUUUAGGUUUAACUAAUUCUUUGUCUUCCCCUUGCUUACAAAAAAGUCAACAACAACAACAACAAACAAUUUUAAAUAAAAUGAGGGUUUUGGUACAAAAUGAAGAUGAAUGUAUUCCUUUAAUGAAUGAUGGAGAAGGGGAAUUAAUGGCUUAAAAAAGAAGAAAAAAAUUUUUUGAAAAAAUGGGUAUAUAUUUAAUGUUGUGAU